AUGCAUAUCUCAAUCGGCCGCCGCCCCCUCCACCACCAGCACCUGCUACUAGCUCGUCUGCUAUGCAGAACAGCGAUCGGCAUAGAUAUCUUUCUCGUCAAGCUCGUAUGGAAGCUUCGAGGAUUGACGAUUCGGACAGUUGACACCCUGCACCUCCUGUCCCAUCCCGCGGAGACGUUCAGGGGUUCAACAGCGCCAUUGAAGUUUUGCGAUGCGACGGUCUCAACCACGCACGUUCGCGGCAGCUUAUUGAACGAUAUUAUCGUGAACGUGGAGAACCGCCAUCAAGGAAUUAUUCACUCCCAUCCUUAUCCUCAAUCUUCAUCUCAAUCUGACCAAUCUCUCCUCCGUACUUAUAGUUCAUCUCGUCCGGCGGAAGCCAUCGUCCGGGCUGUAUCUGAUGUCUUUGACGUGGCGGAUGAAGACCCCUUGCCUGCGAGGCCUACAAGAAACACCGGGUUCGGUGCAGAGUCGGAGUAUGAUCGUAGUUCGCGGGAUACGCUGGCCUUCCGCCGACGACGUGCACGGGCUUUUAGACAUAUUAUCCUCGCACGUAUGGGAGGGCGGCCAAGAGUGUUGGGAGAUUUUGUGCCGGACGAGGAAUUUGAUACAUCGUACGAGGGUUUGUUGCGGCUGGCAGCAUCCUUUGGUGAGGCCAAACCGAGGUCGACGCCAAGCCAUGUUAUAUCCUCGAUGGAGACUGCAGAGUAUAAAGACUGGGCUACGGCAGAUAGCGACAAACGUUGCCCUAACUGCUUGGAUGAUUUGCAAGGCCAGCUUCUAGUGGAGGGGGACAACUUGGCAAUCAGGAAUCAGGAAUCGGCGCCCUUGGCGAUGCUCCACGGUAGGGUGAUGUUGAAUAGCAGAGUCGAGGCUGGCGGCGAAGGCUACAGGGAUUCCGGUGCAGAAUUUGCUGAAUGGAGAGAGGGAUAUGUUGGUUCAUUUAGAAGAGUUUCCGGCAGAAACAGUCGUAGGGCAAGAUCACGUAGUGUCAGUAAUAAGCGACGUCUCCCAAUGCGUCGCGUCGAGUUAUGGGAGGAGGUGUUCCAUGGUCGAUGCACUUCUCCUCCAACUCCUGUUCCUUUUUCGCCGAGGUAUUUCCAAAUCUUUUCAGUGCACAUAUGCGAGGCAGAUAAGUGGAGGUUCUAUUUCGGUGGCCGUAGCUGGUGCGGUGCUCCUGGUGAAGAUGGUAGCAAUUUUUCCAAUAGUUAUAUACCUCUCAUGCUUUCUCACACGAGGCGCCUGAGAUGUAAAAUUGCACAACAGGGGGUUCCCCUUGCAGCUUUUGAUUAG
Messenger RNA from Laccaria bicolor S238N-H82, 1293 nucleotides. RefSeq lists its product as uncharacterized. The transcript is spliced from 9 exons. The record is from RefSeq and is a predicted model, not a curated record. Lineage: Eukaryota; Fungi; Basidiomycota; Agaricomycetes; Agaricales; Hydnangiaceae. The coding region runs from base 1 to 1293 and encodes 430 amino acids.